Chinchilla lanigera (long-tailed chinchilla) is the source of this 1608-nucleotide messenger RNA. RefSeq names its product ADP-ribosyltransferase 3 (gene Art3). Bases 134 to 1117 code for a protein of 327 amino acids. The record is from RefSeq and is a predicted model, not a curated record. Gene Ontology annotation, molecular function: NAD+ poly-ADP-ribosyltransferase activity; NAD+-protein-arginine ADP-ribosyltransferase activity. Lineage: Eukaryota; Metazoa; Chordata; Mammalia; Rodentia; Chinchillidae. The transcript is spliced from 10 exons.
AAGGUUCCAGAACCUUCUCCGUGCAGAGCUUUCGGCCAAGGGCCCAACGCUCGCCGUCUUUGUGGUGUCGCUACUGAGUGUACUGCUGCCCACGCUGACCCGGACAGGUGAUUCCUCAUCUGUCACAGGAGUUAUGUUCCAGAGACUCCCGCAACAGAAGAGAAAAAUGAAGACAGGACGUCUUGAAGUGGUCAUCAUGCUCCUGGCAGCCAUGAUUCUAAUGGAUAUCUUCCAGAUGAAGGCUGAAAUAUUAGACAUGGCAGAUAAUGUAUUUGAUGAUGAAUACCUGAGAUGUACUGACAGGAUGGAAAUGAAAUAUGUUCCCCAACUGCUCAAGCAGGAGAAGGCAAGUCAUCUGCUCUUGGAGACUGUGUGGGAAAAUGCAAAAGCCAAAUGGGAAGCCCGGAAGACUCAGCUGUUGCUUCCUACAAAUUUUAAGGAUAACCAUGGAAUAGCCCUAGUGGCAUAUAUUUCUGAAGCUCAGGAGCAAACUCUGUUUUACCAUCUGUUCAAUGAAGCUGUGAAAUUGGCUGGCCAGUCACGGAAAGAUUAUAUCUAUGGCUUCCAGUUCAAAGCUUUUCAUUUUUACCUCACAAGAGCUCUGCAGCUGCUUAGAAGACCUUGUGCAGACAGUUACAAAAAGGUGGUAUAUAGAACAAUCCAGGACAUUACAUUUGGAGGGCAAAACCAAGCCAGGCUUGGCAAUUUCACAUUGGCAUAUGCCAGACCUGAAGUAGUUAAUGACCAACACACUAUAUUAACUAUCCACACGUGCUUUGGAGUUGCUGUUGGAGAAUUUCUUGGUGAAGAAAGUGAAAGAAUUAUUUUAAUACCCCUGAGUGAAGUUUUUCAAGUGUCACAGGAAGAGGCUGACAAUGACCUUACCCUUCACAGUACAAACAAGACUUGCAGCCAUUAUGAGUGUGCGUUUCUAGGGGGACUGAAGAGUGAAAAUUGUGCUGAGAACCUAGAAUAUGUUCAGGUCAUCUCUGUCUACCAUCCUGGUGAGGAGAACCAGAAGCUUGAAGACCCUGGUGUGAACAUCCAUGAACCCCCUGAAGUACCUGAAAUGAAAAUUCCAGAACCUUUUCCACUACCUGGACCCGCUACCUUGUAACUGUGCACAUAGUGCUGUGCCUUGUCCGGUGCGACUGUCUAUGGAAACUGCACGUUGUGUGAAGAAACAGCACUUCAGUUACACAAAGCAUAGGCACAAACUCACAGGGUCCCGCAUCUCUUUCAUAUGGACUCAGUCUACCAGUGACGGAUUUAUUUGGCUACAGCUUUCAAGUGAGCUAGUGAUACCGAUGACACACCUUGUCUGCCUGCACCUCUUCUCUCGAGACCUCGGUUUGCAGUUCUCCGAUGGAAGUUUUAGUAGUCACACUGCGGUUUUCCGAAACGCAGCCAUGGAGCAGAGUUUGGGGAAUGAACUUGAGAUACGGAGAGAGACCUGGCUUCAGGAAGUCUCUACACUUCUUCUAUAUAACUUUGCAUGUUACUUUACUUUUCUGUACCUCUAGUUUUAUGUGUAUAAAAAGGACACUUCUGUCUUUUAGGGCUAAUUAAGGACCUGAUGUAAUAAAAUACCUGAGUAGUAGUAAAGUA